Messenger RNA from Eremothecium cymbalariae DBVPG#7215, 1149 nucleotides. RefSeq names its product Tip41p (gene TIP41). Gene Ontology annotation, biological process: TOR signaling. Gene Ontology annotation, cellular component: cytosol. Lineage: Eukaryota; Fungi; Ascomycota; Saccharomycetes; Saccharomycetales; Saccharomycetaceae. The coding region runs from base 1 to 1149 and encodes 382 amino acids. The transcript has a single exon. The record is from RefSeq and is a predicted model, not a curated record.
AUGGCCAGAAGGGAACCCCAGAGGGGUAUGAAUGCUAUAGAGACCAAUGGCGCUCGAGAGAUGCAUGCUAAAGUGCUCCAAUCUCGGAGACCAGUUCCUAUCAAAUCAAUGAACAACGAUUCUAACGUUUCCCCGCACUUAUUUCUGUCACCACGACAGGCGCAUCCUACUAGUCCUAUUGGGGCCAAUACUAUCCCAAUUUCAAGAGAACAGUCAUCGAUGCAACGACAACGGUUACAGCAGUCACAGCAGCAGCAAUGCAAACAUCCAAAACACCGUUCGAAUAAUCCGAAUAAUCCUUCAUGUGAUCAUUGCGGUACCGUAAUUAUACCAGCUCCCAAAGCUACAUUGACAUUUGAAGAUUCUCCUUCUAUAUCUAUUCUAGAUUGGACUAUUACUACUCGUAAGAAACCGAUCCUUAACUCUCAAGAACUUGAUGAGUGGGAUACACUACUUCAUGGCUUGGCAUUGCCAGAAAUGAUAUUCGGUAAUAGCUAUGUUCGUGUAGAAAACGAGAAACACAACUGGGCUCUAGAGUUCAAUGCGUUAGAUGCUUUGAAGUUAGUAAAGCUGGAGGAUUCAGGGAUCAGAGUGGCGUACGCACACAAGUGGAUUAACAGCAAGAGGGAGAAACAGAAGGAUUCCCAGGACCUCGAUGAUACUUCAUUGGAUAUCUCGCAGCAGUAUGAUUGGACCUAUACCACACCAUAUAAAGGCACUUUGAAAGGCCCAGAAAUGAUUAGGGAUGAUAGCGUUCAAUUACCUCUGGAAAAGUUGUCCAGACUAGAUCCUAUCCUAUUUUAUGACGACAUGAUUUUAUUUGAAGACGAGCUAGCUGACAAUGGCAUUAGUAUGUUGAGUGUCAAAGUGAGAGUGAUGGAUGAACGUAUGUUGAUACUGAGUCGUUUUUUCCUGAGGGUUGACAAUGUAUUAUUCAGAGUUAUUGAUACAAGAAUAUACAUAGAGUUCGAUGAAAACAGAGUUAUUAGAGAGUUCAAAGAGUUUGAGGGCGACUAUAAGUCUGUUCUAGCAAAGAAUAAAGUAUCCCAUUCACAUGAUCCAAAAGCAGGUAUGAGAGACAGUAAUUGGGUGGUACAACAUAUUAGCUUAGUCAAGAGAGAAUGUGAUGUGUUGUCGAUGCCUUUUUAA